AUGGGCCGCAAGAAGAUCCAGAUCAAGCGCAUCGAGGACGACCGCAACCGGCAGGUGACGUUCGCCAAGCGCAAGAACGGCAUCUUCAAGAAGGCCAUGGAGCUGUCCAAGCUCUGCGACUGCGAGAUCGCGCUCAUCGUGUUCGACUCGAACGACAAGCUCUACCAGUACUCGAGCACGAGCGUGGACCAGAUCCUGCUCAAGUACACCGAGUACGGCGAGCCCUUCGAGAUCAAGGACAACAACGACUACGAGAUCAUGUUCGGGGAGAAGAAGAAGCAGUUGCAGCAGGCUGCCAAGGAGGCGGCGGCUGCGGCGGCGGCGGGUGCCAACGCGGAGGCCUCGGCCAACUUCAACAUGGGCUCCACCCCCAACGGCGCGGCCGUGCAGUCGUUCCAGAGCAUGCACGGCGGCAUGAAUGGCGCCUCGCUCGGACUCACCAACGACCCGGACCAGUACAUGCUCAACUCCCGCAGCCGGCCGCCGACCCAGAAGAAGCGCGUGCACCGCGGCUUCCAGCAGCUUCUCAAGAAGGAGCACGUUGGUUACACCCCGCCGUCGCUUCCGCUGUACCAGCACGGGAUGGGGAUGCUUGGAGGACUCUCGAGUCACCACAUGCUCGCUGCUCUUCCCAGUCCGCCCAACCUCUCGGGCAUUCUUCCGUCGCCAACAACCGGCAUGCUCCUGCACGACUUCAGCCCCCAGAACGCAGGCCUCUUCGGCCACCACCCCAUGCUUGGCGGUGGCAUGCCCGGAGACUUCCACGACAGCAAGAACAGCGUCCUCGGUCUCAACCUCGUGCCCUCGGACUUCAGUCACGGCGGUGCCGGCAGUGUGCACCCGCAGCAGCUCCAGCAGGCGAAGGAUCCGUACUAUGUGCCCGGUAAGCAGAACGACUCGCCCGACAAGACCACGGGCAACCAGCCAGGUUCCCCUGGCGAGCCGUCCGGUGACGCUGAUGUCGUCAAGCUCGAAAAGACUUCGGAGAGCGAGAAGGAGCAGCCUCGGCGAGCCGAUGCACCGAACAGCAGCGAUGACGCACAAGCGACAAAGGAGAACGAUACGAUGGCAGACAAGGCCGAGCCCGAGCCGUCCGCACUGUCGCCGAAGCGUGAACCCAAGCAGAUUAGUCAGGAUGACAGAGCCGCCAAACCCACAUCGUCCAAGUCUGACGACGUCCAGGAAGCGUCUCCAACGAAGGCCGCACCCACAUCAGAGUCACGAGCUCCAAGCACCACGUCCGAGUCGCAGUCUUCGAGCAGCGCGGACACCGAGAAGCGUCCGCGCUCCGACGUGCUGGGAGCAGCGUCCACAAGUCCGCACAAGCGCCAGCGUGUGGUCGUUUGA
Phytophthora sojae is the source of this 1347-nucleotide messenger RNA. RefSeq lists its product as hypothetical. NCBI's taxonomy places the organism in Eukaryota, Oomycota, Peronosporomycetes, Peronosporales, Peronosporaceae. The record is from RefSeq and is a predicted model, not a curated record. Gene Ontology annotation, molecular function: RNA polymerase II cis-regulatory region sequence-specific DNA binding; DNA-binding transcription factor activity, RNA polymerase II-specific; protein dimerization activity. Bases 1 to 1347 code for a protein of 448 amino acids. The transcript has 4 exons. Gene Ontology annotation, biological process: positive regulation of transcription by RNA polymerase II.